GUAGCCCACAACAAUCAAAUAAUGCAAUUAUCUUAAAGUGUAGACAGUGUAUCAGACAGGACACUUACAAACCUAUAACAAGCAUGAUGAGCCAAAACAAGGUUGGCACCAAGCCUCUACUCCACACACACAAACUCCUCCCACAAACCACCUUCAACCGCCUUUACAUGGCGGUUUACGCCUUAGCUUUACUAUCCCUUUUUCACUACCAUGCACAAACCCUAAUCUUCAACAACUCUCCUUCCUUCAUUUUAUCCCUCCUCCUCUUCAUCUCCGACCUCAUCCUUGCCUUCUUAUGGUGCACCACUCAAUCCUUCCACUUCCGCCCUAUUCGCCGCCGUGAAUUCCCGGAAAAUCUCGAAAACAUAAUUUUAAAAGAAGGGAAGGAAUUACCUGCCGUGGAUAUAUUCAUUUGCACGGCUGAUCCUUAUAAGGAACCGCCCAUAGCGACGGUUAAUACGGCGUUAUCGGUUAUGGCUUAUGAUUAUCCACCGGAAAAGUUAUCGAUUUAUGUGUCUGAUGAUGGUGGGUCCCAGGUUACUCUGUUUGCGCUGAUGGAAGGUGUUAAGUUUGGUCGCCAUUGGUUGCCUUUCUGUAGGGAAAAUAAUGUUGUUGAUAGGUGUCCUCAAGCUUACUUUGAUCAUACUUUCUACGAUGAUUUCUCACUUCAAGCUUACAAAUUGAAGAGCAUGUACGAGAGCAUGAAGGUUAGAGUUGAAAAUGCACUUAAAAGAGGAAGCGUUGAGGAAGAGGAGAUUGAUGAGGUAGAAAUGCAGCAUGCCUUUGCCAAAUGGUCGAACAAUUUUAGUACUCAAGCUCAUCCCACAAUUAUUCAGAUUUUGGUAAGUUGUAUGAAGGACAAGGAUGUUAGUGGAGAAAUGAUGCCAAACUUGGUUUAUACCUCUAGAGAGAAAAAUAUAACCCAUCACCAUCGUUUCAAGGCCGGUGCCCUCAAUGCUUUGGUUCGUAUAUCAGCAACAAUGACAAAUGCACCAAUAAUACUAAUUUUGGAUUGUGACAUGUAUUCUAAUGAUCCACAAACCAUCAAGAGAGUUUUAUGUUACUUCUUUGAUCUUGAAAUUCAACCAACAAUGGCAUACGUUCAAUUUCCUCAAUUCUUUCAUGGACUUAAUAAAGGAGACAUUUAUUUUGGCGAACAAAAACGUGUUUUUCAAAUCAACCCAUUGGGAAUGGAUGGGCUUUCAUGUACUGUAAAUAUGGGUACUGGUUCCUUCUUUCAACGUCGAGCCCUAUUUGGAAAUCCCUCAUCUUGUUUUGGAACUGAACUUUUGGAACUUGGGCCGAAGCAUGUUGUAAAAAAGCCCAUAGGAUCACAAGAAAUACUUGAAUUAGCUCAUUCUGUAGCUGCUUGUGACUACGAGAACAAUACAAGAUGGGGCACACAGGUGGGCUAUCGAUAUGGAUCAUUGGUGGAGGACUAUUAUACAAGUUAUCGGAUGCAUUGUGAGGGGUGGAAGAGUGUAUUUUGUAACCCUGAAAGACCAGCAUUCUUGGGAGAUUCACCAAUAACACUAAUUAACAUGCUAAGCCAAACCAAGAGAUGGAUGAUUGGGCUGCUUAAUGUUCUUUUCUUAAGAUACAGCCCAAUCACUUUUGGUAUUCACAAAAUGGGCAUACUCUCUGCUUUUACUUAUACACACUUUGCUCUUACGCCCAUUUAUUGCAUUCCACUAACCAUUUAUGCCUUCGUUCCUCAGCUUGCACUUCUUAGAGGAAUUUCUACCUUUCCACAGAUUUCAGAUUUACGGUUUUAUUUGUAUAUAUUCCUCUUUAUCGGGGCGAAUGGGAAAGACCUCUUAGACUUUCUCCUACAAAAAGGAACCUUUGAAAUAUGGUGGAAUUCCCAAAGAAUAUGGAUGAUUUGUGGACUUUCAAGCUAUCUUUUCGGGUUCAUAGAAUACAUCCUUAGUUCUCUUGGAAUCGUGGUUCCUGGAUUCGAUGUCACAAGUAAAGUACAAGACGAUGAACUGAAGAAAAGAUAUGAACAAAGUAUAUUCGAGUUUGGGGUCGUGUCACCCAUGUUUGUUCCUAUGACAAUGGCCUCCAUUAUCAAUCUUGUUUCCUUUGCUACGGGAUUAGUUACAAUUUUAAGACGAGGAUUGAAAGAAAUGCAAGGACUAUCUCUACAGAUUUUGCUUUCGGGUUUUGUGGUCAUUAAUUGCUGGCCACUUUAUAAAGCUAUGGUGUUUAGGAGGGACAAUGGAAGAAUGCCCACUAAAAUUACAUUGAUUUCUACUUUUUUAGCUUCAUUUCUUUGCUUGCUAGUUGCUAGUGGGAUGUAAUAUAAUAGGGUAAGUUUUCUAAAUGUUUGAAUUCUCUUAUACUACCUCCAUCCUUAUGAUGUUUCUGUUUCAUUAAAAUAAUAAACUAAUAUAAAUUAAAAAAAGGAAAAUUUUAUCUUUA
This is a messenger RNA of Amaranthus tricolor (Joseph's coat), 2424 nucleotides long. Its product is annotated as cellulose synthase-like protein G3. Gene Ontology annotation, cellular component: trans-Golgi network; plasma membrane. The transcript has 6 exons. Gene Ontology annotation, biological process: cellulose biosynthetic process; plant-type primary cell wall biogenesis. Bases 84 to 2303 code for a protein of 739 amino acids. Gene Ontology annotation, molecular function: cellulose synthase (UDP-forming) activity; mannan synthase activity. The record is from RefSeq and is a predicted model, not a curated record. NCBI's taxonomy places the organism in Eukaryota, Viridiplantae, Streptophyta, Magnoliopsida, Caryophyllales, Amaranthaceae.